AUGGCUGGCGUCACGCCGCUGGCGGUGAGCAGCGCGAUUCCCGACCUGAACGAGCCUUGCUUGGAGGUAGAUGUAGACGCCGCUAGGGCAAAUAUUUCUGACGACCCGACCAUCCCCCUUCCGCCAGGGACGAAAGGGGCUCCCCAACCUGCUCCGGACCCAGAGGAUCCUUCGGCGACCGAGCAGUCGCCGCCAAUUGGACCAUUUCCAGAAAACGACUACAUGUAUCUGACCGUAGAGGACCUGUUGGCAGCCGAAGAGAAAGAUGACGCCUACCUGCAAAACAUUCCGCGCGACGAUUUUGCGGAAGCCGCCUUCGACAUCAACAAAGAGCUCGCCAAGAAGAACAGAUUGCUGAAGAUGAUGUGGGGUUUUCGGCAUCUGGACAUGCUGGAGGCGAGAAUGACCCGGGUUCAGUACCUGCGAGCGCUGCUCGACUUCAGGAGAUGGUGCUGCAAGAACCUUCUAAGACAGCAAACCGCCAGAGUCAAGGGGGACGGCGUGCUGGAGCACGAGGACGAGAUAGGGAGGUACAUCGACGAAGACAUGGGUGAUAAGUGGCACACCGCCAAGGACGACCUUCAAUGGAUGCACGGUCCCCGCGUCAACGCCACGCGGAUCAGGGCGUACAUUCUGUCAAUCGCGAGGCAGGAAGGUAUUGCAAAGGCCGAGGAGCUCGAGGAGGUGAAUCCCGACGUCCGUGUCCAGCCCUUGAAGGCAACAACCGUUUCGAUGCUGCUCAUGCGCAUCAAAGCGCUCCAGACAACCUGCAAGGUCGAGGGGACGCUCUUCGGGGUGAAGGAGCUCCACAUCAUGUAUGACAUCUCCGAGGUCUGCUCGGAGGUGCGCGCGAUGGUCAGAGAGAAGUGGCAUAGGGAGGACAGGGAUUGCGUCGACCGGCACCGCGGAACGCUCGGCGACACGUACACCACCGACCAGAUCCGCCACCUCAUGUUCAAGGUCUUGCCGACCUGGGCGGCUCGGGCGUACGAACCCAAGGCGGCCACCCCCUCCCAGUCACUGUGGAAGUUCUUGCUGAUGAAGACGAUGACACUCUUGGGUCACCACACCCUUCCCCACGGAGCCAGUCUCCGAGCGAUCGAGCUCCCCGACUUGUUCUUGUACAGAAUGGGGAGCGCGUCGCCCGAGCACUCCACGCGACGGCCGGUUGUCAUGGUCGUAGCGUCACGAAACUCCAAGACGAUCAAGGAUGCUCGUCUACAUCCCAGCUACGCGGCGAGACACCUGGAGCAAGAGAUGUGCGCCGUCGGUCACACACUGUUGCGGCUGCACUUCGUGUACAACCAGCUGAGCCGCUCGCCCACCUCUCGAUGUGUGCCGCCCCUUGACUUCACAACUCCGUACAUGUGGUAUCACAAGCACAUCUUUCAUGCUCGGAACGACAAGGCACAAAAAGAGCUGCCGGCUUCGUCUCAUUCUCGGAUCACGAAAGAGAUGUGGCGGACGAACAAGAUCUUCAUCACGCGCAACACCCACGCCGCCUGGGCAGGUGGGGCACAGGAGCUGGCCGACGAUGGAGUCCCGCGAUCUGACAUCGCCGACUUGGGCCACUGGGCGCUCGACAAGCUUGCAAAGAGCUACAUCACGACCAUCUCGAAGGCGGCGGAAUUUAGCGCGCGAGUCGACGCCUUCCAUCAGAUCGACCAGCUCACCAUGAUGCUGCACCGCCAGAGAGAGGAUGCCGCGAUCGAGAAGCUUGGGAUGCAGAAGCAGCUGGAGGAGAAUGACGCGGAGAUCGCGAGGUUGAUGCAGGCUCUCAAGCUGGCCGAGGCAUGGCCGACUGCGCCUACACCCCCGACCACAAGGCCGAUGACCGCCGCCGAGAAGGCAGCGGCCGUCAAGAUCGAGAAUUUACAGGACGACGACCUUACGUACGAGGUGAACGUCGUGCAUCCCUGGCGCACGUCCAAGACCGUCGAGGCUGCCUGGUGCUGGUGGAACAACCCGUCCAACUUCGACUCGCGUCCCUUGCGCGAAUGUUACGAGGAGCACAGAUUCCUCAUCAGACACACGCGCAUGAUCUGCAAGGUCGAAAAGGGCGACAAACCCGCAGCGUCGGCGAAGUCGGCGAAGAGCUCUCAUGGCCGACAACCGCCAACAAACGGAUGUCCCAUGACCGAGGUGGGUGAGACGGGGAAAAACGAUGCGCUGCAGCACUGCACUCGCCAGAUGAGGCGGAUCAUGGAAGCAGUGCACGACUUGCGGCGGAGCGACGACGACGCUGACACCGCCGCCGUCAUCAAGCUACUCGACCACCUGGGGCGAGCGGGCCUUUCUACUUUCUGCGACGCUCUCUUGGUCCUCCGUGCAACCCCGCCCAUCAAGGUCCCCAUCACAGCCGAUGGAAAGUCGGUCCGCAUCAAGGGUCUGGACAAGCCGCUGACGAGGAAGCUCGCCGUUGCGUGGGGCGUGGUCACGGCGGGCUACAUGGACGCUGAGUGGGGAAAGAGGCUCUUCGGUGACUUGUGGGAGGAGCAGGCCAAGAAGGCCGGCUUGGAGGCCGAGGCGACGGCGGGAGCCACCAGCGCUGGGAAGCGCAAGAGGGCGGGCUGA
This is a messenger RNA of Closterium sp. NIES-65, 2574 nucleotides long. Lineage: Eukaryota; Viridiplantae; Streptophyta; Zygnematophyceae; Desmidiales; Closteriaceae. The record is from the annotation of a GenBank genome assembly.